AACUAUCAUAAAACCUUCAGUUUCCAUUUCUCUGCCACUUUUACGUCAGUGCCUAGUUGCAUAGUUGCCUAAUACUCGACUUACAAGUGCGACUUACUCGUCUGUGUUUGCUUUCUGUUUGUCUGUCAAAAUACGACUCUUUUGUUUCCUUUUUUACUAGCCUAGAAAUAUGGGUUUUAGUUGAGUUUUCAAGUAAAAUAUUUUUUCCCUCUCUCAUGUUGUAGUUCAUUUUCCAAAAUGUUGUGUGAUGAGUUUGCUGGUUUGGUGCUGGAGGAUGGAGUGGAAUAUAUGGACACAUCUGACACACCGUGGUACUGGUACUACAAGGAAAAGUGUGGUGUCUGGCACAGAGUUGAGGAUGACCCGAAGAGCUUUAUGUCCAGUGAUGAUCUGGAGAGAUAUUACCUCAGAAACCCACAAGGGGUUAUAACCAUGACUACUGCUGGAUGUCACGUCCGGAUUAAUUUUGCAGAAAGCACACAUGUUAACUUAAAAACUGGAAAAACAAAGUGGAUUAAACGCUCAUUUCAGACUGAGAAUGGAAUCAGAUGCAAAUGUCAUGACAUUUCUACAUCUUCACCAGCACACUGGAAGAAUGUUGAUCCCCAAAUCCCUUAUCAAUUAUUCUGCCUGAGAAAAGAUAGCAGUGAAUAUCAGAGGGUGGAGAGAUUUGUCAGGGUUGAUGGUUUGCUGCAGCAUCCCAUCGUAUCCAUCAACAGAAUACAGAACAUGGACCUUUGGGAAUUGUUUUGUAGGAAAAAAAUCCAGUUGAUGAGGAUAAAAGGGCAAUCAGAUAUUAAAGAAGAAAUGCUGUUUCAUGGCACGAGUGCAAAAAAUGUGCACUCUAUUUGCACAUAUAAUUUUGACUGCAGACUAUCAGACAAGAAAAGAGGAGGACACACAUUUGGCAAAGGAACCUACUUUGCAAAACAUGCAUCCUUUGCUAACAAUUACAGUGCAAACACUGGCCUGGGAACCAAAGUUAUGCUGCUUGCCCGCGUUAUUGUUGGAAAGUAUAAAACAGGCCGUCAAGAUUACUGUACACCUGAUGAUGACCUGGAUGAAAGGAUACAUGAUAGUUGUGUAGAUGAUAUGCUUUGUCCAAGGAUUUUUGUUAUCUUUGAUUCCAAUCAGAUAUAUCCAGAGUACCUGAUUGAAUAUCGCAGCAACUAAUUUACUGCAACAAUGAAUGCUGGAAUAAAUACAGAAUGUGUGUAAAAUGCCACAAUGUGUACAUAAUACAGGUUGUCAAGGUGUAUUUGGGUAAAUAUUUUUGCACAAAAUUGGGAUCAAAUGCAUUUUAGAGGACAAAGUCAUGUAAUGUUAUACUGUUUGAAUUUGAAUUUAGAAUCAUGGAUUUAAUUGAUUUUUACCCAGAUACAGUAAAUACAUCGGAAUUAAGUUCACUUGAAGUAGUGAUUUCUGUAGUGAACAUCAGAAAGAUGGCAACCCCCUUUUCCACAUGUGUGGAAAGUUUCAUUCUGAUGAGAUCAGGCUUUGUGGACAACAAAGGAUGCUUGUGGGGAGGUAAUAUUUACAUACAGUAACCCCUCAAUUUGUUCUUGCCUUGUCUAGCUGUGUGAUGUGUACUCUGUGCACUCCGUUUCAGUACAGUUAGGAUAUGUCGAAAAACUCCCAUCUCAUUUUCUCCUCCAACUUCAAAAUCAUCUUACAUCACUGCAGAACCGACCCAGUGUUUACAAAGUGAACAUGCAAAGAAGAUCAAAUGCUUUUUACAAAAAAAGGUAAAACAGCAAAGUAGAAGUUGGAUGAUUUUGAAGUUGGAGGAGAAAAUGAGAUGGGAGUUUUUCGAUA
Molecule: messenger RNA, 1815 nt
Organism: Labeo rohita (rohu)
Lineage: Eukaryota; Metazoa; Chordata; Actinopteri; Cypriniformes; Cyprinidae
Product: protein mono-ADP-ribosyltransferase PARP11-like
Exons: 7
Coding region: 238-1173 (311 amino acids)
Molecular function (GO): NAD+ poly-ADP-ribosyltransferase activity
Source: RefSeq, a predicted model, not a curated record